AUGGUGAAGGAGCGAAUCUUGCUAGAACAGCUGAAGUUGCCGACCGACAGGAAGGAGGAGGCAAAGGCCAAAGAGGAGCCUCACCCUUGGACGCGCCAGAGGGGCAAGCCCCUUGUUGUGAAUCUCAAAACUCCUGUGAGCAAAGCGGAGGAAGAGUCGGCAGACGCGCCAGACAACGCAACCAACUCGCAGGAUGCAAAUGUGAAACUCGAUAUCAGCAAGCCAACAUCCAACGGAUGGCGAUCACCUGCUGUGGCGGCUCCAGAAGCUGCUUCAGCUCCCGUCGCAGCGCUUCCUGCCCUCGGGAAUCAUGCAGCCACAGCUGCCCAGGGCAGCCAGGCCCCUGCAGUGCUGGCAGUGCUUCCAGCAGCCCGUGCAACCACCCCGGCUAGUGCUCCCGUUGCAGCACUGGCGGCCCCGGACUAUGCCUCAACACUCGCUGCUGCUGCCCAGGCCAGCACUGCUCCUGCGUUUCAGGCCGCACCGCCUGAUUAUGCCUCAGCACUGGCUGCAGCUACUCAGGCUAGCGCUGCCCCAGUUGCAGCGUUUACUGCCACUGCCCCUGAUUAUGCCUCACAAGCUGGCACUGUGCCAGUUGCAGGGCUUUCUGCCUUUGACUAUGCCUCUGCACUUUCAGCCACUGCCCAGGCUAGCACUUCCCACUUGUCAGCUCCUGCCACUGCGCGUGGCAGAGCCUCAGCAAAUGCUUCCGUUGCUCACGCGGCGAAGCAGCUCGCUGCUGCCCACGCUGCAGCACAGGCCGCGCACGCUGUGGCUGCUGCGAGCCUGGCAUCUCCUGCCUCAGCUCUUGAAGCAAAUGCUUUGUUGGGACAGAUCUCACAGUCCAUGCAGAUGCAGUCGCAGAUCUCGGCUAUGUACCAGUUGCUGCAGCAACAGGCAGCCGUCGGCGAGGUGAGUCCUCACCAGGCGGCUGCGCCAGUUGCCACGUUUCCAGCUGCGCUGCCCGCAGCACCGGCAAAGGCACCAGUGCAACUGGCGGCAUCGGCACCACCAGGGCCAGCGGCAGAACCAGCGGCAGCACCAGUGUCCGGCCCGCAAGUGGUACCUGCCAAGCAUUUUAGCAGCAUACGGCCUCCCCCAGCGCCCUCGAGCCAGCAGCCUGUGCAACAAGCGCCCUUUUCGAAGGCUUCCAGCGUGAUUUCGCAGAUCCCCUCCAAGGCAAAGGCCAAUUACAUGGCUUUCGCGCCCUCCAAGAGCAGCCCCUGUGUGCCAAAGGCGUACUGGUAG
Effrenium voratum is the source of this 1248-nucleotide messenger RNA. Lineage: Eukaryota; Dinophyceae; Suessiales; Symbiodiniaceae. The record is from the annotation of a GenBank genome assembly.